This is a messenger RNA of Ophidiomyces ophidiicola, 951 nucleotides long. RefSeq names its product electron carrier (gene DRE2). Gene Ontology annotation, molecular function: iron-sulfur cluster binding. The record is from RefSeq and is a predicted model, not a curated record. Lineage: Eukaryota; Fungi; Ascomycota; Eurotiomycetes; Onygenales; Onygenaceae. Gene Ontology annotation, biological process: iron-sulfur cluster assembly. The transcript is spliced from 2 exons. Bases 1 to 951 code for a protein of 316 amino acids. Gene Ontology annotation, cellular component: cytoplasm.
AUGGCUAAGAUGGAGCGCAUGCUUCUCCUCUCCCCGCCAUCGCUCGCCGCCCGCCCUGACAUGCUUGAAUCAUCACUUACCACCUAUAGCCGAUAUGCCACAGACCUGCAGAUGCUUGACCGCCUGGCCGCCGGCCUCGUGGCUCUUCCUGAAUCCACGUACGACAUCGUGAUGCUCCUGGCCGAUGCCGAUGGGCGAACAAGCCCCACCCCGCUGAUGGAUCGCGGGGUCCUCCAGUCGAUUGUCCGCACACUCCGUCCCGCCGGCAAGUUAAAAAGCGACAGCGGCGCGUUCGCGUCCCCUGCGGCAUCGGAACGUACGGAACUUAUACUUGCAGGGCUGGUGUUCGAUGACACUGGGGGUCUUAUGAAGCCGGAUUACGGCUCGCAGGCUGCGGUGCCGUUGAGGCUGGGCAAGAAAAAGGUUACAAACGGGGUGGUGAAUGACACAUCCCCUGAGGCGACGGAGGUUACAACUGUUAAGAAGACAAAUGGAGAUAGUGCAGUGUCGGGAAUGGGAUUUGUUGAUUUCAGCGACGAUUUUACGGUCCUGGGCGAUGAGGACGGACUAGAAGAUGACGAGGAGCUGAUUGAUGAAGAUACACUAUUGGACGAAGAGGAUAUGCGACGGCCAAUUGUGCAGCCUCCGGAAUGUCGCCCCAAAGCUGGAAAACGUCGUCGAGCGUGUAAAGACUGCACUUGCGGUCUGGCAGAGAGACUACAGGAGGAAGACCGGGCGAAACGAGCCAACGCCGACGCGGCUCUGGAGACCAUGAAGCUGGGCGCCAGCGACCUCGCAGAGGUGGAUUUCACGGUGCAGGGCAAGGUGGGCAGCUGUGGCAACUGCGCGCUGGGCGAUGCAUUCCGGUGCGAUGGGUGCCCGUAUAUUGGGCUGCCGCCGUUCAAGCCGGGCGAGGAGGUGCGGCUGCUCAACAACGACGUGCAGCUGUGA